Molecule: messenger RNA, 1837 nt
Organism: Catharus ustulatus (Swainson's thrush)
Lineage: Eukaryota; Metazoa; Chordata; Aves; Passeriformes; Turdidae
Product: mas-related G-protein coupled receptor member H-like
Exons: 2
Coding region: 294-1214 (306 amino acids)
Biological process (GO): G protein-coupled receptor signaling pathway
Cellular component (GO): membrane
Molecular function (GO): G protein-coupled receptor activity
Source: RefSeq, a predicted model, not a curated record
CAGAGAUGAGCCAGCAGGAUGGGAAUGGGGAGCUCCUGGUGAUCUGGGCACUUUCUCCUUCAUGUUACUGACCUGGGAGGAUCCACUUUAGGACAUGGAUUCCAAAGGAGCAAGAGGUACCAGGAAGCACCGCUGAUCUGCACAGACCCCCUGUGCCUGCUGCUGCCCCACAGUGAACAGGGAGCUGCUGAGGAGCUGCAUGGUCCAUCCCUGGAUUCUCCAAGCACUGACUCCCAUCCACUCUGACAAUCACAGCCAGGGACCACAUCCCACUGCCUGCCCAGAGUCCAUCCAUGGAGGUGACCACCGUGUUCCCAUCUCCUGCCUCACCCACUGAAGGGGACGAUCUCUGUGAGACAGAUGGCACCAACGUGGCCAUACACAGUGUGGCACUGCUCAUCUGCCUCUGUGGGCUGGCUGGGAAUGGGGCUGUCCUUUGGUUCCUCAGCCUGGAUGCUGGUAACCACGACAUCUUACACCUGGCUCUGGCCGACUUCCUCGUCCUGCUCUUCAUGGUCCCCUCUGCCAUCCUUUUCCUGGUGGAGGACAUGUCCUGCUCUCCUAUCAUGCCCUUGAUGUACGUGAACUUCCUUUUCCAGCUGUCAGAGGUCUCCUACUUCUGGGGCCUGUUCCGGCUGAUGCUCACCAGCUAUAUGGUCAAUAUUCUCGACCUGUGCAAACUCUGCUGUGGCUGCGACAUUCCCAUUCGCUUGUGGUGGCUGGUGGAUGGUGUCCAAUUCUGGGCCUUCUUUGCUCUCUUCACUGUCAUUCCCUCGCUGACUUCCCUGUGCCCAUCCCACGAACAGGGGCACUGCAGGGCAGCUCUCAUCUCCAUAUAUGCCACCAUCCUGCUCCUCUUUGCUGCACCCAUGGUCAUUAUCCGCACAAUCAAAAUCAUCAGGGCCAAAUGUGGCUCCAGGAAGCAGCAACUCAAUAUGCGAGACAUUGCUAUCUUCAUCAUUGUGUUCUUCACUCUCCUCCUUGUCCUUUUCAAUUUCCUGCAGCAGCUCGGUUACAUCCUUGUGUCCACCCAGGUUGUUACCCUGCUCAACUGCAUCUACAGCAGCAUCAAACCCUUCAUUUACUUCUGGGCAGGGAUGUGCUCGAGUCCCUGCUCCAUGGAAUCCCUCCGACUCUCCCUCCAGAGGGUCUGUGAGGAGGAGGAAGAAAACACUGCCGGCAGUGAUUAUGCCAUCACAGACACAGUGAUCUGAGCCUGUUGAUCCCUUCCACUGCUCUGCUGAAGGACCUCGGCACAGCUUUCCUUGAGUCACCUGAUGAAUAAAUAUCCACAGCAUCACCCUCCCUGUGCUGGUGCACUCCUGCAGGAGAAGGGAGCAGGGGCAUUGCCAGGGCAAUGUGGGAGGGAUGCUUUGCCAUGGAGCACAUUGGAGCAUGGCUUUCCUCCUCCCUGCCCUGCCCACAUGGCUCCAGGCAGUGCAGCUGGGCUCAGUGCUGUUCCCCAGCUCUAUUCCCCAUGGAAUGACCCUCAUUGCCUGGGCCCCAGGGAAUGAACUCCAUCUCCUUUGGCUACCCAGAUGAGUUUCUUGGUGUUUUGAGGGAUCUCUUGCCUGCAAAGGAUUUCACACAUUAAGGCCUGGGGACACACCCAGCACAAAGUGGUAGUGAUUUCCCAAAUCUCUGAGGGGCUGGUGCCUGUGGAUGGCAGGAGAGGGGUUGGGAUCACACGGAGCCUCCUUCCCCUUCUGUCCAGCAGAGCCAGCCCUGCAUUGCCAGCUGAUGGGAAGAGACACCAGGUAGGGCUGCAGAGCUGGGCAAGGACAGCAACAUUCCCUUGUACUUUCCAUGAGAAUUUGUCACAUUCUUUAAUUCCAGA